AUGCUCCUGGCAAUUUUAGGAGAUGGUGAAGCUUCCAAUGGUGGCGAAAAACGUCAUUCUAAUGGUAAGGCGAGCCAUCAAAAAGUCAACCUGAAUGACCCGAAACCGGGUAAAGAGAAUGAUUUUACUGGUGAAGGAGAACCAGAGGAAUUAUCAGAUGAUUCAGAAGUACCACGUGGCCGUACUACCAAGGAAACACCCCAGGAAGACGCUCAAGAUUCUAGCGGAUUACUAGGAUAUUUAGGGUUUGGAGCGGGAGAUACUUCACCCGAUCCUCCUCCAAAUUUAAGAGAACAAGAGGAUGUAGGUGAAAUUUAUAGAUCGAUUUCUCGUGAAGGAGAUGAAACCGGUAACUCCAGCUUUGGAAGAACGAAAUCUUCGGGUUCUCGCAGACAAAAGAGUAAAGUUGCGUUCAAUAGCGAAGAUAAGAUUGUGGGGAACUCUUGGUCUCCAUUCAGUUGGUACAACGCGGAUAAGAAGGAAAAGAGAUACAGCGAUAGCGAAGAUGAAGAUAGAGACAGGAAUACCGAGCCUGAAGCUGGAACUCCUGAAGAUGAAUCACCAGUGGAAGAUGACGUGGCAGAUACCCCGCCACCUACUGGGGAAGACACCGAACCAGUUGAAGGAACCACCACAAAAAGACAUGCAUUUAGACCAUUGUUUAACCGUAACCCUACUGGUAAGAGGUUAAAUACGUCAGCAACGGUAGCGUCUGCUAACACAGCGCUCAAGCAAAGAUUUUUUGGUAAAAACCGUUCUAAAAAGGGUAAUACUAACUCUCGGAAACAAUCGGUGUAUUGUAUUGAAGAUGAUUCGGAUCCCGACUAUUUCACUUCUAUUAGAGCCCAGCAAUUAGUUGGGUCUCUUGCUGCAGGGGCACCUGCCAUCAACAUUCUUGCCAGUUGUUUACUUGAAGAUGAGCAUGGAAUAGGAAGGGCACCUUUAUUGUUAUCAUUGUUGGGUAUUAAGGUAAGUGACACUUCGCUAAGAGUAAACACCAAAAAUCGUAAGUUUAAGAUUGAUUUAGAAUAUGGAGUGGGACAAGAAAGGCUCCAAUGGUCAGUUGAAAGAACAGCAAAAGAUCUAUUCUACCUUCAUUCAAAGUUUAAAUUAGAUAAUUGGAGAAGUGAAGUAGUAAGAAAUAAGAAUACUGAUUUACCGAAGUAUCCAAUUCCUCCACUGAUGCAACGGAAAAGAAAGAAGAGAGGUACCAAUACAGAUGUAUCAGAAUAUGGGCUUGUUCAAUCUCCUGUAGAGAAUGAAAGAGAUGGCAGAUUGGGAACCUUUCCGUCGAAUGGUGCCGCGACUGAUGCUCAUGGCUCCAACGAAAAAUCGAAUGCAACAGCAAAUGGGAAGUCAACAGCAAAUGACAAUCCUGAUUACGGAAUGAGUAAUGCUGAUGUCGAUGAAAGUGAAGAAUCGAGAAACCCCACUUACUUAUCUCCCAAUGUCGCAACCACUAAUGUAUCCAGAUCUGCAAGUGGUGCCAACAGAGGAAAUGGAGAUUCAGCAGCUGUAUCUGACCAUGAAUCGGUAAUUAGUUCUCACACGAUGCAGCAUGUUAGAUCACAUUUUUCUUCUAUUUCAUCUUUCAAUGAACAAUCACCAGAGAUUCUUAGAUCAAAAAUCCACCAAAAUCAAGAAUAUAUAAAUCAGGUUGCUCGGUAUUUGAAUGACCUUAUCAACAGUAUCGCACUUACUCCCCAACUGAAUCGUUUAUUUCAAUUUUUUGAAAUUUCUCCAAUUUCAUCUCUUCUUAGUUAUGAAACGGGAUUCCAAGGUAAACAAGGUGUUAUUCACGUAGGAGGGACAACAAAAGCACAGGGGUGGAGAGUUGGCCAUUUCAAGGCAAAUGAUUUGAAGGAAAUGAUCGAUAGAAGGUCUGAAAAAUGGUUAUUGAUCAGAAACACGUACAUUAUGUAUGUGAGUGAUAUCAAUUCAACCUUGCCAUUAGAGGUUUUUCUUGUCGAUCCUAAGUUUGCUAUUCGGUACAAACAACAAUCUCUUCAACAACAACACAAUAGAGAAGAUGAAGAGUCCGAUUAUGAUGACUCUUCUUUGGCAGCUCAAAAGGCUUAUACCAGUGAGAAAUUCACGUCACAUCAACCAAAUGUGUUUAAGCACCUCAAAAUUACGUUAGAGAAUUCAGAGAGACAGUUAGUACUCACUCCAAAAUCUCAGAAGGAACAACGAUUAUGGAUUAAGAGCUUAGAAGAAAUGAAGAAUCAAACUGUGUGGGCAGAGCCUCACAGAUUUGAUUCAUUUGCACCAGUUCGUGAUAAUUGUUUUGCGCAAUGGUUUGUAGAUGGUCGUGAUUACUUCUGGGCAGUCAGUUCAGCAUUAGAAAUGGCUAAGGAUGUAAUCUUCAUUCAUGAUUGGUGGUUAUCACCUGAACUUUAUUUGAGAAGACCGGCCAAUGGGAAUCAACAAUGGAGAAUUGACCGUAUUCUCCAACGUAAAGCCCAACAGGGGGUUAAGAUUUUUGUCAUUGUUUACAGAAAUGUAGGAACCACAGUCGCAACCGACUCAUUAUACACAAAGCAUUCGAUUCUUCUGUUGAAUGAGGAAAAUAUCCACGUCAUUCGUUCACCCAACCAACUUUUACAAAACACUUAUUUCUGGGCUCAUCAUGAGAAAUUAUGUAUUGUUGAUCAGACAGUUGCAUUUAUCGGUGGUAUUGAUUUAUGUUAUGGAAGAUAUGAUACCCCAGAUCAUGUUUUGGUUGAUGAUUCGAAACAAACCUUUGAUACUUUGUCUGAAUCAGCAAGACAGACGACCGAAGAACAUGUGAAGUUUCAAACAUUCCCCGGCAAGGAUUAUUCCAACCCUAGAGUAAAGGACUUCUUUGGAUUGGAAAAGCCAUACGAAUCAAUGUACGACAGGCAACUGAUCCCCAGAAUGCCAUGGCAUGAUGUCCACAUGGUUACACUGGGUAAGAUUGCUAGCGACUUAGCAAGACACUUUGUACAAAGAUGGAAUUACUUAUUAAGACAAAAGCGUCCUAGUAGAUUUACACCAUUGUUGACUCCACCUCCUGAUUUUACUGAUGAAGAAGUUGCAGACAUGGGUCUUGGAGGAACUUGUGAGGUUCAACUAUUAAGAUCCCUGGGUAACUGGUCAUUAGGAUUAAAGGAACCCGAGCAUAGUAUUCAAAAUGCUUAUUUGAGAUUGAUUGAAACUUCCGAACACUUGGUGUACAUUGAAAAUCAGUUUUUUGUUACAAGUUGCGUUGUCGAUGGUACCGAAAUUCGUAAUAGGAUUGGUGAUGCUUUGGUUGAUAGAAUUAUUAGAGCUCAUCAGGAAGGUACACCAUGGCGUGCAAUCAUUGUUAUUCCAUUGAUGCCAGGGUUUGAAUCACAGGUCGAUGAACCAGAAGGAAGUUCUGUUCGUGUCAUUAUGCAAUGUCAGUAUAUGAGUAUCAGUAGAGGAGCAACUUCGAUCUUUGCUAAAUUGAAAAGGGCCGGAAUUGAACCAGAUGAUUAUAUUCAAUUCUUCUCCUUACGUAAGUGGGGUAUUAUUGGACCUGAUAGAACCUUAGUGACUGAACAGUUGUAUAUUCAUGCUAAAACUAUGAUCGUUGACGAUAGAGCUGCAAUUAUUGGUAGUGCCAAUAUCAAUGAGCGUUCUAUGAGAGGUAUCCGUGAUUCUGAGAUGGCCGCAAUUGUUCGUGACAAGGAAACCAUUCAAACGACGAUGGCGGGCGAACCAUAUUUAGCUGGUAAAUUUGCUCACACUUUGCGAAUGAGAUUAAUGAGAGAACAUCUUGGUGUUAAUGUUGAUAUUCUUGAUUUAAUUGAAAGAAGGUUCAAAAAGGUUGAAAUAUAUGCUGGAACUGAGGCUGGUAUCAAGGCUGCGCCAAAGAAGUUUGCAAAACGUGAACAUACAAUAUUAAGUGCAAUGGUUGAAUUGGCAAGUAGAGAUAUUCUAGGUCAAACUGAAGGUACACGUAAUUGGAAAAAGCAUCACGGCAAGGUAGCCACCGAUGUACAAAACGAAAUUCUUGCAGUGUUAGAAGAGUGCAAUGAAGAGGAAGAAAACGACCCUAGCUUGAAACACCCAGCACCUCUUUCUUUGCCAAUUUCAUUCAACAACCGUACUGGUACUUAUGAAGCGAAUAAGGGUAUACGUGAUAAGAAGAAACAUUCAUACGAUGCUAGAGUGCAACAGAGUCAAGAACAUAAGAACGAUGUCGCUGGUCACGGACCUGAUAAGUUCAAAUCAAAAUUGGCUAGACGUGCGCGAUUGAAUAGUGCGAAAUUUUUGAGAGAGUUAGCCCACAAGGCUAUGUUAGAAAACUCCACAGGAAUCUUCUUACCACCAGCAGAAGAGGUCGAAGAAUUCUUAGCCGGAGACGACGAAGAUGAACUGGAGGAAGUUAUCACUGAACGCAAUAAGGAAAGAUGGCAAUUAUUAAAGAAAAUCAGUUACAUGCAACGAUCUGCUGCCAAGGAAAAGGAACAAAGAGAUGAAGAGCAAAAGAAGAGAUGCGAAGCAGGGUUAGGUAAAUUUGCGGAGGCUGGACAACAGAAUGGUUUUGUUGGCACAGCAGCAGCAGCUGCUGCUGCCACAUCUUCUCCACCAGUUUCGAGUGCAGCACCAUCUGCUUCAAAUGCGCCAGCGGCAGGAGUAAAUAAUUCCAGCACACCAUCUGGAACUUCUCCUACUCAACAUGUAGAAAAAUUCAUUGAUAGCGAAGAGUUAUCAAAGGUUGCACCUCCCAUUCCUGAUGAUGAUUUGGACUCUUCUGAGCAACAUGACAACAUCCCAAUUGUGUCACUUUCUGAACAAGGAGUAGUGGACCUUAUGCUGACAGUCAAUCCUAAGCAAUACGAUAACUUUAGUACCUUUGUCGAUCCAUAUGGCUUCGAAGAUCCAUUGGAUGAUGAGUUUUACGAAGAUCUUUGGUUUGAGCAUGCCAGAAGAAACACAGAAAUCUAUAGAAUGAUAUUUCAUACCCAGCCAGAUGACUAUGUAUCAACAUGGAAAGAUUAUAAGCGUUUUUCCAAAUUACAGAGCGCUUUCUUGCUAGCUCAAAAGCAGGAAGCAAAGUACAGACAAUCAAGUCGGUCACCCGAUGAUUCGAUUCAAAGAGAGGAAGAAGAAUUAAGAAGUGAAGCUUCUCUGGAAAGUCCUCUGAGACCUAGUAUUUAUCGUCAACAAAGUGUGAAAAUGGAUAACUUCCAAGAUUUGGGAAUUUUGGGCUACGCCCCUGGAGAAGCUAAGAUGGAAGUUCACAAAAAGAAAAAGGGUGGAAGAGGAAGGUUCGGAAAAGAUGUGAUUGAAGAGACUCAUAAAGAAUACGAAAAUGAAGAACAGGGAGCUGACGAAGAAGCCGACGAUUAUUCGUCAGCAUCUGAAAAUGUGGGGGAUAAAGAAACCCAAAGUACACCACCUACUGUAAAUGGUGGACCAACACCGCCACAAUUCCCAAAUAAAAAUCGAAGAAGAAGAGGUGGUACGUUUUCGGCAAGAAGAAAGGCACUCACUGGCGAUCGUAUAUAUGACAGGGAGACUGCUGAAAGGAUCUUGACGGAAAUUCAAGGCCAUCUUGUAUUUUUCCCAGCAGAUUGGUUGAUGCGCGAGUUGGAAGGUGAUAAUUGGUUUUACAAUACAGAUAGAAUCCCUCCGAUUGAAAUUUAUGAUUGA
Molecule: messenger RNA, 5646 nt
Organism: [Candida] anglica
Lineage: Eukaryota; Fungi; Ascomycota; Pichiomycetes; Serinales; Debaryomycetaceae
Source: the annotation of a GenBank genome assembly